Messenger RNA from Puntigrus tetrazona (Sumatra barb), 3156 nucleotides. RefSeq names its product thymopoietin a (gene tmpoa). The transcript has 15 exons. Gene Ontology annotation, molecular function: DNA binding. Bases 236 to 2335 code for a protein of 699 amino acids. NCBI's taxonomy places the organism in Eukaryota, Metazoa, Chordata, Actinopteri, Cypriniformes, Cyprinidae. The record is from RefSeq and is a predicted model, not a curated record.
UUGUAAUUUUAUGUGCAUUUCACAUUCGAACGAUUUCGUUUGAAUUUGUUAAAGUGAACAUUUCAGAAACAAGUGGUCCAUUUAUCGCCAGUGAUUUUUAAAUAGUCCAGCAACCAAUCAGAGCGCUUCUUUCUGCCGAGCGCGUCCAAUAGGGGCCUCUCUCCUAAGAUGGUCGCUGAUCCCAUAAAAGAAAUCGGUCUCAGCCAGCGAUAGUGUCCUGCUCAAGCCAACAGACAUGUCGGAAUUUCUGGAGGACCCGUCCGUGCUCACUAAAGACAAGCUCAAAAGUGCGUUGCUGGCCCACAACGUGGCUCUGCCGAACGGCGACCAGAAGAAGGACGUGUACGUGCAGCUGUACUUGAAGAAUCUGACCGCGCAAAACAAAAAGAGCAGCGGUUCUCCAGAUGUCUUCUCCAGCGACGAGGAGCUGCCUCCAGCCCCCGUGGUCUCCAACAGGAGCCGCUCCGGCAGGAAAGCCACCAGGAAAACUGAUAAAGUUCGUCCAGAGGACAUUGAUGUCACUGAUUUGAGCAACGAGGCUUUGAAGGACCUGUUACUAAAGUACGGCCUGAAUCCUGGACCCAUUGUUGCAUCCACUCGGAAGGUCUACGAGAAGAGGCUUCAGAAGCUGUUGGAUCAAGGUCCUCCUGAGACUGUGGCCCCUCCCUCGGAGACCUCACAGACAGACGGCGGCCAGAAUGGCAACACAGACUCGGACCAGUACAGCGACAAAGAGGAAGAAACGGUAGCUUCGGCCCCUGAGUUUGUGCCCGAACCCGAACCUGAAGUGGAGGUAGAGCCGAUUCCAGUUGUGGAAAGACCAAUCAGGAGCAGAGGGAAAGCGCCGGUGACCAGCAGAACUCGUAGUGGGCAGCACAACAGGGAGGAUAAAGACGAGGAGGAAGAUUUGCCAGUUUUGAACAUUAAGAGAAAGUUGAAGAGAUCCUCUUACAGGCUGGAUCAGAUGGUUCCAACAAGCGACGACACCGAGAACUCUGAGCUCUCGUCUGCUGAAAACUUCUCUGUUUUUCAAGACAGGAGAAGAACAGGAGCUGUGGCAGCAAGAAAAGAGCCCAGACCUUUGGUCACAGACAGGAUGUCAAAGCUCUCAAAAACUGAAUCUCUGAGACGACGCAGUGCACCAGUCCGCUCAUUUCAGCCUGAUUUAAAUGAGACUCCUGAUAAGGAUUUUUCUGAGCCCUCAGUAGUAAAGGAGGUCUCUAUUUCUCUGGUGAGGAUGAGAACGCAAACUUUGGCAGAACCUAAGGAUCCCAAAGCCUCAAAGCGCUUUUCUAUGUCUGCGACUGACUGGUCAGAAUCAUUAAAACGUCACAACUCUUCUUACCAUUCAACCGUGUCCAGUUUACAUGGCAGCACUCCCAGUGACAAGUUUGAUGAGAAUGCCACUGAAAUCACCUCCCCUCCAGUUAGACCAUCCAAUCGAGAACCGCUAGUUUCCCUGCUUAACACUGCUUGCGUUGAGGUGGAUGGCCAAGGUAUGCAGGACAUGCUAAGCUGUAGAUCUUCAAGCCGUGCUUCUGUGGAACAGGAAGUCAAAUCUGUUACUGUAUCGACGCUUUCGAAGCCUCGUUUGAGUCAAACUAAGCCUUCCAAACCAUUGAAAGACAUGGUUAGCCAUCUUUCUUCCUGUGAUAGCCAAAGAGAGGUUUUCCCAUCACACUCGAGUUCUUUUAGGGAUUCGGCAUCCCGUGUGGCUUCAGAAGACUCUCUUUCUGUCUCGUAUGACAUUUCUCAGGAGAGCUUUGGCUCACCAAAGACAAAGUCCAAGACUAGACAGUCCAAAAUCACUCCUUUCUUUUCCCAUACCACUUCUGUCCAAGGACUUGAUAGCAGCCAGACGGAGACGCCAAAAACACCAACGGUUGAAAAGGUGUCUGCUAUUGAUCAGACCCCGAGGACAGUAGAGAGAGAUGUGCUUAAAGAGAUCUUUCCCACUGAAAACCUCAACACCCCUACUGGAAUCAGUGCCACCUGUCGCCGACCAAUCAGAGGAGCGGCUGGCCGGCCCCUGGUCGGAGAUGCAUGGCUGGAUGAAUCUCGUCUUCGUCUUAAGGAGCUCAGAGAAACCAGCUCCUCCUCCACCUACACAGAGACCCGAUCCGUUCCACGUGUGGCUUCCGUCCCUUUAGCCGCCUCCAAGCCCGCGGCGCCCCCUGCUGUGAAGACCAGAGCGCGCCGCAGCCUGCCGGUGUGGGUGCAGCUGCUGCUGCUCAGCGUGGUCGCAGGAUUCCUGUUCUUUGUCUACCAGGCCAUGGAGACAAAUGAGGUUGGACUCUUCAAGCAGAGCGGAGCAGAUGAUAGCACCAGCAAAUGAAUGUCAUGCCCCACUCUCUGCCCUCUUUAUCGUACUCAGCCAGCGCAUCUCUUUGUUGACUCGGCAGCCGUGGACUUUUAUCUGCGAUCUUUAUAGAUUCAUACAAAGACAGAAACCCAGAGUUUUCGCAACACAUGUCUGCUCACGAUCUCUUCCGAAUGAACCGGUUUAGAGGAAUAAAACCUGGUUAUAAUUUUAAAACGGUGACUUUUCUUGCAUUUUGUAUGUUGAGCGAGUGGGUUUGUUUUCAUUCGUAGAUUAUUUUACAGAAUAAUGUCGGUGCUGUCUAUGAAUGGGAGUCUUGAGUGGAGGUGCUGAAGGAGUUGGCUAAAUACACUUGUCUUCUUUGUAAACUACAAUUAGUGUCUACUUGUGGCAAUAUUUUUGCAUUUAUUUUCACAUGUAGCUCUUUAAAGGUAUCCAUCUUAACAUUGAUGCCCCUUGUAGUAUUUAUGUAUGUUGUUGAAAUACAAAUAUUUUCAAUAAACUGUUUUGCAAUGUAAGAUCAUUUAAUAUUUUAUCAUUUUUAAUCAUAAAAAAAAGUGGGUUAUUGGAAUCGUAAAUAAUUUUCUGGAAAAUGUACUCUUUAAGUGACUUGUUUAAGCAUAGCAAAAUCUUUAUACUGGACAAUGAGUAAAAUGCCCGCCAUUAUGCCCUUUACUCUGCUUUUAAGACCAUGAUUCAUUUACAAGUCAGUAUUCUGAAUAUGUAUUUAUUUUUACAUUUUAAAAGAUGCUGUGGAUUUGUGAAGUAAAGCUUGGAAGGUUUGGGUACUUUAUGUAUAUUAAUAAUAUGGUUUAAUAAAGCGGUUUAUCAUCAUA